This is a messenger RNA of Octopus bimaculoides (California two-spot octopus), 1637 nucleotides long. RefSeq names its product golgin-45. The record is from RefSeq and is a predicted model, not a curated record. Gene Ontology annotation, cellular component: Golgi membrane. Gene Ontology annotation, biological process: Golgi organization; Golgi to plasma membrane protein transport. NCBI's taxonomy places the organism in Eukaryota, Metazoa, Mollusca, Cephalopoda, Octopoda, Octopodidae.
CCUCUCUCUGCCUGUCUCUGUUUUUUUCCCUCCCUCUCCUGCUUAGCUGCUUCUUUCACCAAGUAGUAAUGUUUUUGUGUUUCGUGUGGCAGUAAAACUUCCAACUCACUUAGCUCUGGUUUCUCAAUAAUGAGUUGGUGUGAAGAUAUCUCUCUAUUGUAAUAUCAAUAUCGAAAUAAGCAGAGAAAAAAGUGAAAAUGAAAGGUGCUAAGGGCCAACGCAAGUUAGUGAAAGCUAACAUUGCAGACGGUUCUACCAUCAUUGUUAAACAUCCACAACCAAAACACAGUAACCAAAUAAAUUCCAAAUCUAAAAAGGAGCCAAAUAAUCUGAGAACCUCCACUGCUUUUAACAACCCUCAACCAGAACAGGGUAUGGAUUUGUCUGUGGUGCCAAAUAAUUCCCAUCCGUCCUCAUCUUCCAGUAGUUCUAUUGUCUAUACAAAAGCUAAGAGAUACUCAACAGAGCCUCUGUCAGACUCACUAAAUUCCAGUGGACAAUUACAGAGAGUUUUAAAACCUGUGAAUGUGGUCGAUCCAUUGAUGGCAACCAGUGUUGAUAUGACAGUUAGUACUAAUAAUUUGGAUGGAGGCAACCAUUCUAAUACCAGUGCUGGAGAAACUUUGAGUGGUUCUGUGAUACCAUCUUCCAUUUCCCACCUUGAUUUAAUCAAUGGACCAAAAUGUUGGAGAGAUUCUUGUAAUGAUGAAAAGAAAUAUUUCCAACGAGAGAUUGAUUCAUUAAGAUCCCAGCUAGAUGUUCAAGUACAGGUGAAUAGUGAAUUAAAGAAAUUGCUGGUUGCCUCCCUUGGUGAAGAUUUACAAUAUCGAGUGGAGAAGCUGCUGAGGGAUAAAGCUCAAUUAUCUUUGGAAGUCGGUGGUUAUACAAAGAAAGUUUCAGAAGAUUAUGAAAACCUUGACCGAUUGUCCAUUCAAGCUGACAUUUGGAGAAGCAAAUUUAUGGCCAGCAGAGUUCUAAUUGAUGAACUGGCCAAAGGAAGAGGAUUGUUAUCUUCCCAAUAUCAAGAAUCUCAAGAUGCCAUUCAAAGGUUGUUAAACGAACGACAUGAAUUACAGUCUCACCUCAUGGAAUCUUACAAAUUUUUGAAGCAAGUCAAUGAGGCAUUUGAUCCACUGAAUUCUCAGAAUCUCUUCUCAUUACCAAACACUUCCAACAUUUUAGAAUUAGUUAAACUCAUACAACAGCUCUCUGAAGCCAUCCGUUUUCGUCUUCUGCCCGGGAGGGUCUCUUUACCAAGUUCUACAUCACCCCUUCAGUCCGGAAGCAAUUUUGCUGCUCAGAAUGCAUUAACUCCAGCCGAAGCUCAAGCACAAGAGGUUUUGUAUAAAGAAGUCAGUCAACUGAACGAAUCUACAAUGAAACGAAUCCAGUCAGUGAGGCUUCUACCCCCAGAUUCUUUAUGGAUGGACCGUUAUCAUCAUACUAUUCAGUACGAUAAUCUCACUAUAAACUGCUGUUCACAUUGUAAAGGAGACAUUUUUGUGGCAUAACUAUUUACAGAGUUCCCCAUAAUUCCACUGUCAUUAUUUAUCUGUUCCAUUCUAACUGUUUUGCUCAACUUUUAUCCAUUAAUCUUUGUAUUAUAUUGUUCCAGAUAAACUGUUUAUAACAUUGAA